AUGGAUUACUAUGACCUUGGAUCAUAUCAUAAACGCGUGAGCACGACCAGAAAAGAGGCUCAAAUCUGGUUUGACCGAGGUCUGAUAUGGACGUAUGGAUUCAACCACGAAGAAGCUGCUGAUUGCUUCGAAAAAGCGAUUGCUAGCGAUGCGGAUUGUGCCAUGGCUUAUUGGGGACUGGCCUUGGUUCUAGGGCCAAAUUACAACAAGCCUUGGGGGACCUUUGAUAAAGAAGAGAUGAAGAGGACCGUUGAUCGAUGUCACAAAGCCUUGGUAUCUGCAACAGCUCUUCAUCAUACCGCUACAGAAGUUGAGGGAGCAUUGAUAAAUGCGCUUCAGUACCGAUACCCGUCACAAGCACCACUUGAAAACUUCUCGACAUGGAAUCAGAAAUACGCAAACGCUAUGGAAAAGGUGUAUUAUAGAUUCGGGGAUGAUCUAGAUGUGGCGACUCUUUACGUGGAUGCGCUGAUGAACUUGACCCCGUGGCAAUUAUGGGAUCUUAAGACUGGGGAACCUGCUGAAGGCUCUCGAACUUUAGACGCGAAAGCAGCUAUUGAAAAGGGACUCAGCACGGAAGAUGGAGUGAAUCAUCCUGGAUUGAUACAUCUCUACAUACAUCUCAUGGAGAUGUCACCCACCCCUGAAGUCGCUCUUACCGUAGCAGACAGACUCCGAGGGCUUGUACCGGAUUCCGGCCACUUGAAUCAUAUGCCUACUCAUCUUGACAUACUAUGCGGCGAUUACAGACGAGCCAUAGCCUCGAAUUCCCGGGCAAUCCUCGCUGACAAAAGAUAUCUUGCCAAAGCCGGACCGUUGAAUUUCUACACUCUUUACCGGUUACACAACUAUCACUUCCGUAUCUACGCAGCAAUGUUCUCAGGGCAGUCAAAGAUCGCUCUUGAAACAAUCAGUGAGGCGGAAGUAUCUGUCCCGGAAGAACUACUUCGUGUCAAAUCGCCACCAAUGGCGGAUUGGCUUGAAGGCUUUUUAGGCAUGCGGGUUCAUAUCCUCAUUCGGUUUGGAUUGUGGCAAGACCUUAUCGAUCUAAAGCUGCCUUCGGAUCAAGCUCUCUAUUGUACAACCACGGCCUUGAUGCACUAUGGCAAAGGUGUUGCGUUUGCAGCAACUGGAAACAUCAAUGAAGCCGCGAAACAACGAAAUCUCUUUGGAGCGGCUGUCGAGAGGGUCCCAGAAAGCCGCACUCUAUUCAACAACAAAUGCAUUGACAUAUUAGCAGUCGCUGCCGCCAUGCUAAAAGGGGAAAUUUCAUACCGACAAGCAAAGUACGACGAUGCAUUCGCAGCCUUAAAGCAAGCCAUCAACCUCGAAGACUCCCUCCCCUUCGACGAGCCCUGGGGUUGGAUGCAGCCCACCAGACACGCGUAUGGUGCGCUUCUUCUUGAGCAAGGCCAUCUCGACGCCGCAGCAGCUGUAUACGCUGCAGAUCUGGGCUUCGACAGCACUUUACCGCGACCACUUCGGCAUCCUAAUAAUGUGUGGUCGCUGCAUGGUUAUCACGAGUGUCUGGUGCGAUUGGGGAGGGAUGCUGAGGCUCGUAUCGUGGAACCGCAGUUGAGGUUGGCUCUUGCGAUCGCUGAUGUUCCGGUGCGUUCAUCGUGCUUUUGUCGCAUUCAGCCGGUGAGGAAGUGUGCAUCCAUGGGGAAUUGUCAGUCGUCGGGAGAGUAA
Molecule: messenger RNA, 1689 nt
Organism: Glarea lozoyensis ATCC 20868
Lineage: Eukaryota; Fungi; Ascomycota; Leotiomycetes; Helotiales; Helotiaceae
Product: TPR-like protein
Exons: 1
Coding region: 1-1689 (562 amino acids)
Cellular component (GO): intracellular anatomical structure
Molecular function (GO): protein binding
Source: RefSeq, a predicted model, not a curated record